AGCAGGGAUCUGAUUACUAAUUGUUUGUCAGCGACUCGCAUAUGUGUGUGUGGAGAGAGAGAAAUUUCAAAGCAAAUUAAACACCAGCCUGACACGCACAAAAAUAAUUGGAAGAUCCCUUCUUGCUCUUAAAAAAGAUACAAUGUGGGACUGAGUCCUGAACGUGAAAUCUGAGCGAAUGCGACACAGUGGUGAAAAUCAAACCACAGUUUAAAAAAUACUGGGCUCCACUAAGUGAAAGACAAAAAAAAGGAUCAAAAUUCCUUUUGGGAGCUCAGCAAUUCAGACAGAAGAAAGCCUUUUUUUUUCCCAGGGAGUGAAACUCCGGGAGACCCGUGUGGAUUUUAUUUUCUGGAUCGGGCAUCAAACUUUCCCCUUUUUAUUCCAUUUUAUUUGGAGAUGUCUUGAAUGGAGAUCAUUUUUGACUGCUGCUGUUUCUGAGCUGGCUUCGCUGCUGAGGGUCGAGGCGAAUCCUCAGUGAAUUGGGUUGGUGUUUUUGGGGGAGUUUGGGAUUGUGUUGGAAGCGGGAGAGUUUUUCUAUGGAGUGAUUCAGAUUCCUGCCCCCUAUUAUCAUGACCACAGAAUUACUCCGUUUCUGCCUGGCCGUUGGAUUAAUGUGCAUGACUUCAGGAUCACGCCUUCGGCAGGAAGAUUCCCCACCCCGGAUUGUGGAACACCCGUCCGACCUGAUCGUGUCCAAGGGAGAGCCUGCCACUCUGAACUGUAAGGCUGAGGGCAGACCGAGCCCCACCAUCGAGUGGUACAAGGACGGGGAGCGGGUGGAAACGGACAAGGAUGACCCUCGCUCUCACCGUAUGCUGCUGCCCAGCGGCUCCUUGUUCUUCCUGCGCAUUGUCCACGGCCGGAGGAGCAAACCCGAUGAGGGCAGCUACGUCUGUGUGGCCAGGAACUACCUGGGGGAGGCCGUCAGUCACAACGCCUCGCUGGAGGUGGCAAUUCUCCGGGAUGAUUUCCGACAGAACCCUUCCGAUGUUAUGGUGGCAGCGGGUGAACCAUCCGUCAUGGAAUGCCUACCUCCUCGUGGGCAUCCGGAGCCAACCAUCUCAUGGAAGAAGGAUGGUGUCCACCUGGCCGACAAGGAUGAGAGAAUCACGAUCCGCGGCGGGAAGCUGAUGAUCACCAACACGCGGAAGAGCGACGCAGGCAAGUACGUCUGCGUUGGCACCAACAUGGUGGGCGAGCGGGAGAGCGAGGUGGCCGAGUUGACCGUUCUAGAGCGCCCAUCCUUUGUGAAGAAGCCAAGUAGUCAGGUCCAGCUGGUGGAUGAGACGGUUGAGUUUAAGUGUGAGGCGCGGGGAGACCCCACUCCGACAGUACACUGGAGGAAGGAGGACGGCUUGUUGCCAAAAAGCAGGUCCGAGAUCCAAAGAGGCAAUACGUUGGUCAUUCGACAUGUCACAGCAGCUGACGUGGGCACCUACACAUGUGUGGCCGAGAACAUGGUGGGGAAAACUGAGACUUCGGUCACACUGACGGUGCACGUUGGGUCUAUCGCUCCUCCGCAGUUUGUGGUGAAACCGCGGGACCAGAUGGCGGCCGUGGGGAGGACGGUCACGUUCACCUGCGAGGCAACUGGAAGCCCCCAGCCUGCCAUUUUCUGGCAGAGGGAGGGAAGCCAGAAUCUGCUGUUCUCCUACCAGCCUCCGGAGCCUUCCAGCAGAUUCUCGGUGUCGCAGGUCGGCGACCUCACCAUCACCAACAUUCAGAGGUCCGAUGUUGGUUACUACAGCUGCCAGGCACUCAAUGUAGCUGGGAGUGUCAUCAUCAAAGUCUUCCUGGAGGUGACGGACGUCAUUUCAGACAGGCCUCCCCCUGUCAUUCGCCAAGGUCCCACCAAUCAGACGGUUGCUGUGGACAGCACGGUGGUCCUCGGGUGCCUGGCCAGUGGAACACCCCCACCCACCAUCCUCUGGAGAAAAGAUGGAGUCUUGGUCUCCACCCAUGACUCACGCAUCAAGCAGCAAGAAACAGGAGCCCUGCAGAUCCAUUACACCAAGCUGGGUGACUCUGGUGUCUACACGUGUAUAGCCUCAACACCAAGUGGUGAAGCAACAUGGAGUGCACGCGUUGAUGUUCAAGAGUUCGGGACUCCAGUUUUACCUCCUCGGGUACCAGACCCCAACCUCAUUCCUGGAAUGCCAUCCAAGCCGGAAGUGAGGAAUGUCAGCAAAAAUGGGGUGACGCUGAUUUGGAAACCAAACAUGAAUUCUGGAGCCACCCCGAUCUCCUACGUCAUUGAGGCCUUCAGUCAUGCAGCCGGGAGCAGCUGGCAAACAGUCGCUGACCGGGUGAAAACUGAUACAUACGCCAUUAAAAACCUGAGAUCUAAUGCUGUCUACCUUUUCCUGAUCCGAGCAGUCAAUGCUUACGGUCUCAGUGAUCCAAGUCCAAUAUCAGACCCAGUCAAAACCCAAGAUGUCCCACCCACUGGUCAAGGUGUUGACCACAGACAGGUACAGCGGGAGCUUGGUGACGUGAUUGUUCAUCUCCAUAAUCCCAUCAUCCUCUCUUCAUCUUCAAUCCAGAUCCACUGGACUGUGGAUCAGCAAUCACAGUACAUCCAGGGAUACAGGAUACUGUACAGGCCCACAGUGGUGGACAAGCAGCCUGAGAUUGAGUGGUCAGUCUUUGAGGUGAGGUCAGCGACUGACCGGAGUGCUGUGCUCCCUAAGUUGAAGAAAGGAAUGGGCUACGACAUCAAAGUGCGCCCAUUCUUCAAUGAGUUCCAGGGCGCAGACAGUGAUGUGAAAUACGCCAAGACCAUGGAGGAAGCUCCCAGUGCCCCCCCUCAGAGCGUCACAGUCACACUGAAUGAUGGGAAUGGGACUGGCAUCGUGGUUGCUUGGCAACCACCCCCAGAAGACUCUCUGAACGGUGAUCUCCAGGAGUACAAGGUCUGGUGCCUGGGGAAUGAGAGCCGCUACCACAUUAACCGGACAGUGGCGGGCACAGCGCUGUCCGUCGUCAUCCCAUCUCUCGCCCCUGGGGUGCGCUAUCGUGUCGAGGUGGCAGCCAGCAACAGAGCAGGCCAUGGGGUGAAGAGUGAAGCUCAGUACAUUCAACUUGAUUCUUUCGGAAGACUGAGCCCAGAGCAGUCAGAUGACCAGGUCAGCCUAUCCCAGCAGAUUUCCGAUGUGGUGAAACAGCCGGCAUUCAUCGCUGGGAUUGGUGCGGCGUGUUGGAUCAUCCUGAUGGUCUUCAGUAUCUGGCUGUACCGACACCGAAAGAAACGCAGCGGUUUAACCAGCAGCUACGCUGGUAUGAGGAAAGUCCCCUCUUUCACAUUCACACCGACAGUGGCCUAUCAGAGAGGGGGUGAAAGUGUGAGCAGCGGAGCAAGACCAGGUUUACUAAACAUUGGAGAUUCAAACCAACCCUGGCUAGCAGAUACCUGGCCCAACACAGGAACCAAUCACAAUGACUGUAGCAUCAACUGCUGCACCUCCACCAAUGCCAACAGUGAUAGCAACCUUACUACCUACAGCCGGCCAGCUGACUGUAUCGCCAACUAUAACAACCAGCUGGAGAAUAAACAGACCAACCUACUGCUACCCGAGUCAGCUGUCUACGGAGACAUGGACCUGAGCAACAAGAUCAAUGAGAUGAAAACCUUCAACAGCCCCAACCUGAAGGAGGGUCGCUGCCUGAACCAAACAGCACAGCCCACUCCCUACGCCACCACCCAGCUUAUCCAGAGCACACUGGGCAACAACAUGAACACUAGCGGAGCUGAUCUGAAUGACAAGCACUGGAAACCGUCACUACAGACCAAACAGGAGCUAUCCCCCAUGCAGUACAACAUCAUGGAGCAGAACAAACUCAACAAAGAUUAUCGACUAGCCGAAACGAACAGCAUUCCCACAAUCCCAUACAGCCAAGCGAGUGAACAUGGGACAAGUGGAUCCUAUAACAGUUCAGAUCGAGGUAGCAACACAUCAGGGAGCCAGGGUCACAAGAAAAGUGUCCGGACUCCAAAGUUGCCCAAACAGGGGGGCAUGAAUUGGGCAGAACUUUUGCCACCACCUCCAGCUCACCCGCCACCCACAGCAGCCAAUCCUGAGGAAUACAGCAUCAACAGAGAUGAGAGCUACGAAGGCGAUGGCCUGUGCCCAGUGCCUCCUUCCCGAAUGUACCUGCAGCAGGAUGAGCUGGAGGAGCAGGAGGAUGAUGAACGAGGCCCUACACCACCGGUCCGUGGGGCAGCCUCAUCGCCAGCCGCUGUGUCAUACAGCCAUCAGUCCACUGCCACCCUCACACCCUCACCUCAGGAGGAGCUGAUGCCCAUGUUACAGGACAGUCAGGAAAACCUGGCUCUCAUCCAGUCUGUGAGCGAUCGCAGGCGCAAUCCGGUCAGCCCCCCUCCUCCACCAAGACCCGUCUCCCCCUCCCACACGUACGGCUACAUCUCAGGGCCUCUGGUCUCUGACAUGGACACAGACGCACCUGAGGAAGAGGAGGAUGAUGAGGGGGAGGAGGAAGUGGAAGUAUCCAAGAUGCACAGCUGCCGUCUGCUCCUUCACAGCCUGCAGCAAACCCCUGCCUCCAGCAUGGGGGACCUGGAGAGCUCCGUCACUGGCUCCAUGAUCAAUGGCUGGGGCUCAGCCUCUGAGGAGGACGCCAACUCAUCCAGUGGGCGUUCCAGCGCUGUCAGCUCCUCUGACGGCUCCUUCUUCACCGACGCAGACUUUGCACACGCUGUGGCAGCAGCUGCUGAGUACGCCGGCCUCAAGGUUGCUCGACACCAGCUACACGAUGCAGCAGGCCACCGACAGUUUCCCUCAUCACAUUGUCCUCGACCCACCAGCCCUUUCUCCACCGACAGUAAUGCGAGUGCUGCUGUGAUGCAGAAACCCCGACCAGUAAAGAAACUGAAACACCAAGCGGCACACGUGCGUCGCGAAAUCUUCACUGACGAGCUGCCUCCUCCUCCGAUUCCCCCUCCUGCCAUCAAAUCGCCCAGCUUCCAGACAAAGGGUCACCUGGAGGCUUGGCCACCCAUGGUCCCGAAAUCCCAUGCAGCGGAACAGAGGGUGGAGCGAGCCGGGGACAGCAGGAAGGCCAGCGGCCUCCGAGGAAGAGAAGGCGCGGAUGCCCAGCACCUUCCCGAAAGCCGCACAAACCCGCCAGAGUGCCGAGACCUUCCUGAUGCCUGGCAGCAGGAAGCCCAUGGAGCCAAGCAACGCCUGAACAAGGCCAGCAAGCGGGAACCUUCCCAGCCAAAGGCCCGCCUUCCAACAGGGGUCCCAGAGGAUGUGCUUCCUUACAGCCGGCCAACAUUCCCCUCUGCACAGAAUCCCAGGGAACCCAGCUCCUCCAGCUCCAUGUCUUCAAGAGGGUCUGGAGGUCGGAGAAGAGCGGAACAACUCAUGGCCAGCAGCACCAGUGGCAUUUCCCGCAGGAAUCCGAUGGACACUGGCCUUCAGGAAAUGGGAACAUAUGAAUGUGAGGAAGAAGACCUUGAGGAGACUGAGAGCUGAAGAACAAAGUGACAUCAAAUGAUGAACUCCGAUUGCACUUUGGAGAGAUCUAUAACAGUUUUUGUAAAACUCCUGCCCAUUGAUGAUAUUUGAUGCCAGAUAUAAUGUUUGGUGCAACAGUAGACCAUGUAAAUUAUCAAUGUUUGCAUCGUAUUGAUUGACCACGUCCUUUUUUAAAAUUGUUUCAAUUUUGACUUUUCAUUUCUUUCUGAGUGGGGUGGGGAGGGACGAUCUUGGCUUUUAAUGAUAAUUUAUGUCUUGAUUUAACCAUCACUCAAUUUGAAAACUUCUUUUCUUGAUCAAGAGUGAAUUAGUUCCUACAACAUGAAAAAUCGAAAUGGGGUGAUUCAUAUUGUAAAUAUGUACUGGAUUUUUUUCUUGCACCUCAUUAAACCCCCAGGUUCCCAUUCAGCUCUGUUGUAAAUAAGGCGUGUGUUAAACACCAUCCUCCAAAGAAUGGCCAUUUUGGCAAAAAGCUGAAUUUUUUUUUAAUAAUAUAUAUAAUUUUUUUUGUCGUUGUAAUGCACUGUUUUAAUUUUUUUUGGUUUAUUUCUUGGUUUCAAAAGCACAAUCACUAAUUUUGAAAGGAAAACCAUUCUUCAAUGGUACUUAUGAAUCUCCGACAUGUAUGCGGAGAAUUGAGUGCAACGAAAGAAGGUGAGGGGGGGGUGGGGAAAUGAGGAGAUAGGAGAAGCGUUCAAUUUUUCAACCGUUGGGAGUUAGCAGCUGACUUUGGGGGAGGGGGAAGUGAGGGGGAGCACACGGAAAUGUGAGGUUCAAUUCGGGACAAAAUAGGGAGUCCCAAUGCUUGCACAGAACCAAGUGAAAGAAGCAAAGAUUUCAUUUGGUCUCUUGCAAGAGAAGGUUCUUGUCAAGAAGAAGACUUGAGACAAACAUUGUGGCCGUUUACAGUCAAGGAGACCAGUCUGUGUAAACUUCAGUGAGGACUUUUGCCACUGUAAAAUCUCUUCAAUGUUCUGUGCUGAUCUCUAAGCUGCUUCUGCUCAGUAUGGUGUUAGAGAAGUGCAGGAGGUAAGAGAGAUACGGUAACAGAGUGCUGCUUGGAAACAGCAAUAUUAUUAACAGGGUACAACGUUUUACAUUUGAGGGAAGGUACAGGUUUAUAUUUGGUAGCCCCCUACAAAACUGAAGAGAGAUCACUUUUUAAUCUCGUAUGGCAGGUGGUGUCAUUGGAUCAAGGUUUAACUUUGGCCUUCUGUUUUGUGGUACUAAAGACGGUGGUGUAUCCUGCAAAGGGAAUCGGCAAACCUGUCUACAAUGUUUGGUACUUUUUAUGUAAGAGUUCUUUUCCGUAGUCAUAAAUUUACGUAUUCGGGAUCAAAUAAUCCUUAAAAGUGUAAUUUCCUUGCCACAUUAUUUAUUAAAAAUUGUCCUCAAAAUCA
Molecule: messenger RNA, 6901 nt
Organism: Chiloscyllium plagiosum (whitespotted bambooshark)
Lineage: Eukaryota; Metazoa; Chordata; Chondrichthyes; Orectolobiformes; Hemiscylliidae
Source: RefSeq, a predicted model, not a curated record